This is a messenger RNA of Carica papaya (papaya), 1049 nucleotides long. It is a transcript of the gene XTH9, whose product is annotated as xyloglucan endotransglucosylase/hydrolase 9. Gene Ontology annotation, cellular component: cell wall; apoplast. Gene Ontology annotation, molecular function: hydrolase activity, hydrolyzing O-glycosyl compounds; xyloglucan:xyloglucosyl transferase activity. The record is from RefSeq and is a predicted model, not a curated record. Gene Ontology annotation, biological process: xyloglucan metabolic process; cell wall biogenesis. Lineage: Eukaryota; Viridiplantae; Streptophyta; Magnoliopsida; Brassicales; Caricaceae.
GAGCAGAGCAAAGCAGGAGCAUUUCUUGUUUUCUCUCUUUUAAAAGUUUUAAACAUCAUGGCUGGUUUCUUUCUUCUGGGUUUGUUGAUGGGUGUUCUAAUGGUGGGUUCGGUGAUUUCAGCAAAGUUUGAUGAGCUUUUCCAGUCAAACUGGGCUUUGGAUCAUAUCACGUAUGAAGGAGAAGUUCUCAAGCUUAAACUUGAUAACUACUCUGGUGCUGGGUUUCAAUCCAAAAGCAAGUACUUGUUUGGGAAGGUUUCCAUUCAGAUUAAGCUCGUGGAAGGUGACUCUGCUGGAACUGUCACUGCUUUCUAUAUGUCAUCAGAUGGGCCAAAUCACAACGAGUUUGAUUUCGAAUUCCUGGGGAACACCACAGGUGAACCCUACCUGGUUCAAACCAAUAUAUACGUGAAUGGUGGAGGUAAUAGGGAGCAAAGAAUGAAUCUCUGGUUCGACCCUACUACGGAUUUCCAUACUUACUCACUUCUUUGGAACCAGCACCAAGUUGUAUUUAUAAUAGAUGAGACACCGAUCAGAGUGCACAGCAACAUGGAACACAAAGGAAUUCCAUUUCCCAAGGACCAAGCCAUGGGAGUUUACAGCUCAAUCUGGAACGCAGAUGACUGGGCCACACAAGGAGGUCGGGUCAAGACCGACUGGACCCAUGCGCCCUUCGUCGCAACCUACAGAGGGUUCGAGAUCGAUGCCUGCGAGUGCCCUGUAACGAUGGCGGCAACUGAGAAAUGCAGCAGCAAUGGGGACAAAAGAUACUGGUGGGACGAGCCUACUCUUUCGGAACUCAGUCUUCACCAGAGCCACCAGCUGCUGUGGGUUCGAGCCAAUCACAUGGUGUACGAUUACUGCUCCGACACUGCCAGGUUCCCGGCCACACCUGAGGAGUGCCUGCACCAUCGUCACUAGGAAUCAUACAUAUAUAUAUAUGUAUCAUCGUCAUGUAAAAAAACAUGUGCUCCAUGUUUGUUCUUUUUGUAGUUGAAGAUUCUGUAAGAUAGAUUACUUAAUUUGAGGUUUCAGUUCUUUAUAUCGCA